Molecule: messenger RNA, 1542 nt
Organism: Syngnathus acus (greater pipefish)
Lineage: Eukaryota; Metazoa; Chordata; Actinopteri; Syngnathiformes; Syngnathidae
Exons: 11
Coding region: 1-1542 (513 amino acids)
Molecular function (GO): signaling receptor activity
Source: RefSeq, a predicted model, not a curated record
AUGACGAUCACUAAUGGUUGGCUGGGGGCUCGAUACGACUGCGUCUGGGAGGGCGGCGACCUGGUCUCCAUCGCCUCAUCGGACGAGGAAGACUUUGUGAAGAAGCAAAUGGGCGACGACGACCGCUUCUGGAUCGGACUCUCCAAUCUGGUGAGGCGCAAGCAGUUGAUUCUCUACUGGUACGCGAUUGACAACCGGGAUUGGUCUCUGCAGAACUGCGAUGAGGCUUGGUGUCGGUAUGAUAAGGCGCAAAACAAGCUGACUUGGUCGGAUGCCCGUGUGACGGUGACCUACUCCCACUGGGAUUCACGUCAGGUUGGAAGCUCCAACAUUGAGUCCUGCGCGUACGUCAACCAAGGCGUGCACAGCAAGAAUCAACCAGGAAAGUGGCGACACAGCUCAUGCAGAUCAUCCUUGCCAUAUAUGUGCGAGCGCUCGCCGUACGACUGCCCGGAUGGCUGGCCGUGCGCCUUUAAAGACUUCGGUUACGAUCGAGUGGAGUCUUCUUCCUGCGACCCCGGCGACAUGUUGUACGAUGACUCUUGCUAUCACUUUGGGGGGCCGAUGGAUUUUUGGCAAGCUAGGAAAUUCUGCGAGGGACGGAAUAGUCACAUGGCCAGCGCCCACUCAGCAGAAAAAGGCAAAUUCUUGGGUGCUCACAUGAGACGAGGACAAGUCUAUGGUUGGUUGGGACUCUUCUUCGGCGAUAAAAAAGUGUUUGAGUAUACUGACGGAACAUCUACCAAUGAAGAUGUCGUACUGAAAUGCAAAAUAACAGCUAGGAAGAAAUAUUUUCCAGAAAAUCAGCUGGAACAAGGACAAAGCUGCAGUUUGAUGGCAAUUAGAAUUAUAAUUGACAAGAGCAAAAAAAAGGAAAGGAAAAGUCAUCAUGCGCUCAAGUCACCUCCGUCAUGUGUGCAGGCCGACGUCCCAUGGGUUGGCGGGAAAAUACCUACAAUAUCCGGUGGCUGCGCCGGUGGUCUGAGGCCAAGUGGAUCAGUUGAGACAUUCCUGGCUAUUAACGGCUUUGUAGCCAUCUGCCAAACAGCCAAGGUUCGAGAGGCUGUUACUGCUCUUCCGCCAUCAACAUUGAGGCCAGAUCGGAGCAAAAAGCUGGACGUGUGGGUAGACAACCCCUUUAACGACUUCUCCUACCUGCUCAACCACAAGUCUCGCAAGACCUGGCAGGAGGCGCGAGACGACUGCGUCGGCCGCGGAGGCGACCUACUCAGCAUCACCAACUCGUAUGAACAGAACUUCAUACAAGGUCAUCAGCUGACCGGUGCCUCUCUAUGGUUGGGCGUCAAUGCCAAUAUCACUGAAGGCAGCAAGUGGACUGAUGGAUCCUCAUUCACCUACAAAAACCUGAAAGCAGGUAGCGCCAGUGACGCCACUGGCGCACGCUGCCUUUCCUUGCUCACUGCCGACAGCCGCUGGGAAUUUGCCGAUUGCAAAAAAGAAAGCAGCUACAUCUGCAAGAGAAGAGGAGGUAACGUGACGCUUGGCCGAUUCGCACUGAUGUUGUCAAACGCUAAGAUUUGA